Spodoptera littoralis (African cotton leafworm) is the source of this 1623-nucleotide messenger RNA. The record is from the annotation of a GenBank genome assembly. NCBI's taxonomy places the organism in Eukaryota, Metazoa, Arthropoda, Insecta, Lepidoptera, Noctuidae.
AUGGCUUCCCGAUUAGCCCUGAGCUGCUUUCUACUGGCUAGCGUUGGCGUCUGCCUGGCGACUUUUGGACAUGAACAUGUUCAUAUUCGGGUGCAUAUACCUGAAGAGCAUCACUCUUCCAAAGAAGUGGUAAUACAUGAAGACCACGGACACGGCGGCGGCGGCGGCGGCUAUGGAGGCGGUGGAGGCGGAGGCUUCGGGGGCGGACACGGAGGUGGCCAUGGGGGUGGUCACGGCGGCGGUGGCGGCGGAGGCCAUGGAGGAUCUCUUACUGACCACCUGCAUGGAGGCUUCGCCGACUACUUGAAAGGUGGUGGAGGCCACGGAGGUGGCGGCCACGGUGGUCACGGUGGAGGCUUCGGCGGUGGCUCUGGCGGAGGAUUCGGAGGUGGACAUGGCGGUGGCCACGGAGGACACGAUUUUGGAGGAGGAUACGACUUAGGUGGUCAUGGAGGCGGCGGUGACUUUGGAGGACAUGGAGGUGGUGACUUUGGUGGGCACGGCGGCGGUGAUUUCGGAGGCCACGGCGGCGGUGACUUCGGUGGACAUGGAGGUGGGGACUUCGGUGGACAUGGAGGUGGGGACUUCGGUGGGCAUGGCGGCGGAGAUUAUGGCGGACACGGCGGUGGUUUAAGCGGAGGAUUCGGCGGCGGCCAUGGAGGAGGCUUCGGAGGUGACUUAGGUGGUGGCCACGACGACCAUGGUCACGGCGGAGGACUGAGCGGUGGAUUCAGCGGCGGGUUCGGCGGUGGAUUUGGCGGUGGUCACGGAGGUGGCGGUGGACAUGAUGACCAUGGUCAUGGCGGCGGCUUUGGAGGAGGCAUCAGCGGAGGUAUAGGAGGCGGCUUCGGAGGUGGCUUCGGAGGUGGCCACGGAGGUGGUGGUGGCGGCCACGACGAACAUGAUCAUGGUGGUUCCUUCGGAGGUGGAUUUGGAGGAGGUUUCGGAGGUGGUCAUGGAGGAUCAGGCGGCGGUCAUGGCGGUGGUCAAGGAGGUGGUUUCAGUGCUAGUUUCGGAGGUUUUGGAGGCGGAAUUGGAGGAGGACACGAUGACCACGGCAGCAGCUUCUCUGGUGGACAUGAUAGUUACAGUGGAGGAGGUGGAGGUGGAUAUUCAUCUGGAGGCCACGGCAGCUCAGGUCUAGGAAGUUUCGGUGGUCACGGAGGAGGUAGCGACAGCUACAGUAUCGGUAGCCAUGGAGGCGGUGGCGGCGGAGGUGGCCAUGACAGCUACAGCAUCGGAGGUCACGGCGGCGGCGGUGGCGGCGGAGGCCAUGACAGUUACUCCAGUGUAAGCUUCGAUUCAUUCGGUGGAGGCGGCGGUCUUGGAGGUCACGGCGGUGGUGACAGCUACAGCAUCGGAGGUGGACAUGGUGGUCACGGAGGCGGAGGAGGAUUUGGAGGCGGUGACAGUUACAGUGUCGGAUUUGGAGGCCAUGGAUCUGGAGGUGACCACGGUAGUGGCGGACACGGCGGUGGCGGACACGGCGGAUUUAGCUUAGGUGACAUCGGAGGAGGCGGAGGAGGUCACGGAGGACACGGGGGUGGAGGUUUUGGUGGUGACAGUUACACAAAUGCCCUAGGAGCUGGCCACGGCGGCGGGCCCUACCACAAGCGAAAGUAA